This is a messenger RNA of Fusarium falciforme, 2718 nucleotides long. RefSeq lists its product as hypothetical. Gene Ontology annotation, biological process: DNA alkylation repair; DNA repair. Bases 1 to 2718 code for a protein of 905 amino acids. NCBI's taxonomy places the organism in Eukaryota, Fungi, Ascomycota, Sordariomycetes, Hypocreales, Nectriaceae. The transcript has a single exon. The record is from RefSeq and is a predicted model, not a curated record. Gene Ontology annotation, cellular component: nucleus. Gene Ontology annotation, molecular function: dioxygenase activity.
AUGUUUCCUUUUGACCACUCCGCCCUUCCGCAGCUCACAACCCGCAAGGCCCUUAUCGGUGUUGAUUUUCAACACGAUUUCAUAGCCCAGGAUGGUGCACUGCCAGUCCCGGAGCCAGAGGGCCUUGUGGAUAGAACUGUCAAGCUCGCCAAAGUGUUUCGGGAUGUAGGAGAUGUCGUUUGGAUCCAAUCGCAGUUUGAGGAGACCCGGCCUGUUUUCGAGGACCAAAUUAUCGUCACAGACAAUAAGCCCCUAUUGCGUCCCUCUUCGAGGGGUCGAGCGAAGCUGCUCCCAGUCGAGGAUCUCGACGUGGCUGGACCGCCGGAUGCAGAGGCUUUCCUCAGCCACGAAGAACCUGUGUGUGUCAAGGCGGACACACCGGGCUGCCGCAUAGCUGCGGCCAUUGAAGAGGCAUCGCAGAAGACGGACAUCAAAUUAACAAAGUCGCACUAUUCGGCGUUCCAGACGACACAACUGUUGCGUAUAUUGCGCGCCAAGAUGGUUAUGGAGCUUUUCAUCUGUGGUUCCUUGACCAAUAUUGGCGUCCAUGCAACGGCACUCGAUGCUGCGGGUCACGGCAUGGCCAUUACGAUUGUUGAUGAUUGCUGUGGCUAUCGAACAGAGGCUAGAAAGGCAUCGGCGAUUGCAUCCUUGAUCGAACUCACUGGCUGUGAGGUUGCCUCGUACGAGGAGGUCCUGGAGAGCCUGCAGCCUAAACCAAAGACACCCAAGGCGUCGCGCAGCAAGGCAUCCUCACAACAGUCGAAGCGCAUGGAACCAUCACGAAGUGUCAAGUCCGGCGGAGACAAGGACGUGCGCGACAAGAGUCUCUCACCAUCAAUCGUCAAGAACAUGACAGGCCUGCGAUUAGCUUCAGAUUCGCCAAGCCCCGCACCGACUGGGACUCAGCCUCAGAAAAAGGCGUCGACUACAAGCGCAGCUGAACGCCAUGACUCAGAGGUCAAACCACCUUCGAAGACCGACGAAUCGAAUGACGUUUCUCAGACAAAAACAUCAGAGACAAAGGACACAAAAGAGAUACAGGAUGUUGGUGAGGCGGCUGCUAUUAAAGGAGAAGCCGGGAAGGCGGUUGAGACCAAAGAAGAAGAGACACCAUCUAAGAACACCAAUAAAGACGAACAACAAUCCAAAACAUCAACAACAACACCACCCCAAGUAGAUCCGGACAUGGCCCAGACCAAGACUCCGAUGGAAAACGAAGAAGGCCAUCUCCUGCAGAAGGGUCUCUGCGAGGGAGACACUGAUAUCAUCGAGAAUGUCCUUCCAGACACUCUUGUCGAUGGCAUCUUUGAGAAGCUACGUGACGAGGUCCAGUGGCAGCGCAUGUCGCACCAAGGCGGAGAGGUCCCACGACUGGUGGCCGUCCAAGGCGAGGUUGGUGAAGACGGCACCAUCCCAGUGUACCGUCAUCCAUCCGACGAGUCUCCCCCACUGCUGCCGUUCUCUCCAACCGUUCUGGCCAUCAAGGCCGAGACGGAGAAGCAUCUUGGCCACCCCCUGAACCACGUCCUGAUCCAGUACUACCGUGACGGAACCGACUACAUCUCUGAGCAUAGCGACAAGACCUUGGAUAUUGUCCAGGAUUCUUAUAUCGCAAAUGUCAGCCUGGGUGCCGAGCGAACCAUGGUCUUCAGAACAAAGAGACGGGAUAAGGACCCAUCUCGAGACGAAGCCUCGCCAGCCGAUCUAAAGAGGAAAAUCCAGCGCGCCAGACUUCCACACAACUCUUUGUGUCGAUUGGGCCUGAAGAGCAACAUGAAGUGGCUUCACGCCAUCCGCCAGGAUAAACGACCAAAGAGCCAAAAGACUCCAGCCGAGCUGGCCUACGAUGGCGGCCGAAUCUCUCUGACAUUCCGCCAGAUCGGAACGUUCCUGAACCGUGAAGAGACUCUCAUCUGGGGUCAGGGCGCCAAGGCCAAGACGCAAGAGGAGGCUCAUGCUGUCAUCAAUGGCCAGACUGACGAGGCCAUCGAGAUGCUCAAGGCCUUUGGGACGGAGAACCACGCCACAGAGUUCGACUGGGAUGCCCACUAUGGCAAGGGGUUCGACGUGCUGCAUAUGAGCAACGCACCGCGACUCUUUACCUGCGGGGAUUCAGUGGCCAACAUGCGUGCCGCCCUCAUGCUGGCAGAAUACGGGGUGAACUACGCAAAGGGAAGCAUCACGGCAGGCCCCGACUCUGGCCCAUCCAAUACUGAGAGCGGCGCCAUCAAGUUCACAGACAAGGACAAGUCAGCUGUUCAAGGUGACUUGGCUGUCAUGCUGUAUCUCGAUGCUCGCUAUGGUCUCGGCAAGCCUGGAAGCACCGCCCGAAGCCCAAAGGAGCUGGCUACCCAGUUCACCCGCUUCCAACGUGCAAUGUCAGUCCUGGAUGCCUGGCGCAGCUUGCCCAAGGACACCGCCAGCGGGAAGCGUGACCUCAAGUCCCUCAAGCACGAGCUCGAAGUCUGGGAUAGUUUCGUCGCCGAGACUGAGGGAGCUUUCCUUGCCGGCUCGGAGCUGUCUCUGCCUGACUUCGCCCUCUGGCCUGUCUUGCAUUCUAUUGUGGAGGAGUCAGGGCUGGAAGCUCUAGAAGGAUUGGAUAAACUGAAGGAUUACUAUGAGAGAGUGGCGGCAAGAUCUAGCGCGAAGAAGGUUCUGGGCAAGGGGUCGACUGCUCCUCCUCCUCAGGCUGAAGAGCCAUCUACCAGCACUUAG